Molecule: messenger RNA, 2168 nt
Organism: Xylaria bambusicola
Lineage: Eukaryota; Fungi; Ascomycota; Sordariomycetes; Xylariales; Xylariaceae
Product: eukaryotic translation initiation factor gamma
Exons: 2
Coding region: 88-2019 (643 amino acids)
Biological process (GO): tRNA methylation
Cellular component (GO): nucleus; tRNA (m1A) methyltransferase complex
Source: RefSeq, a predicted model, not a curated record
GCUUCAAUAUCACCCGCCAAAUCCAUUCGCCGUUAUUGUUCUCCAUUCUCCCACACGAUAUACCUACUUACCGAGGUAUACGUGAACAUGCACUCGUUGGUGCAACCCAAUGCCUGGGCAGCCCUCAGACUUCCAUCCGGCAAUCUGCGAGUGCUUCAAGUUACACCGAAUACGACUAUCUCCUUAGGAAAAUACGGCUCCUUCCCCACGAACCUGAUCAUCGAGCGCCCAUAUCAUCUGACCUACGAAUUGUUGGACAAGCGUCCUGACGAGGGCUUCAACCGACUCCGCAUAGUUCCCCCAGCCGAACUCUACGCCGAUAUCUUCUCUUCCGACACAAAUACCCCGACGUCCGAGGAUGCGACCCCGGCACCCGAUGCCGAAGGCGCCGACAAUGCUCUCCCCACCGACGUCGAAUACUCGCUGGUUGACUCCGACUCGGGCGCCGUCGUAGCCAUCACCGACCGCGCUGAGAUUGCCGCCGAAGCGCGCCAGACACUCACCUUGAAGGAGAUCGAGGCGUUAAAGAAGGAUGGCACAGACGCCGGGAGAGAAUUGAUCGCAAAGCUCAUGCUAUCACACACCGCCAUCGACCAGAAAACAGAAUACUCUCUCGCGAAGUACAAGCUGCUAAAAACACGCAAGUACAUAAGACGCUUUUCAAUACUGCCGCUGGACAUACCACUGCUGAACCAUUGGACACUUGAGGACAAGGACCCUUCCAAAAUCUUGGAUAUGAGGGAAGAAAUGGUGGCGCUCGUAGGGUGCUGGGCGAACGUGCACUUUGGCGGGGAGGAUCCAAGCAAAGCAGCGCAACCAUCGGUCAAGAUAAAACCAGAGGAGGGGGAGGAGGAGGAGGAGGAGGCUAUGGAGAUUGGGGAGGAAGCAGCCGAAAUAACAGACACGUCGGUUCCUGGUCGCUGGCUUGUCAUAGACGAUACAGGUGGAUUUCUCGUAGCCGCUAUGGCUGAACGGAUGGGCAUCCUCUACCCACUCGAGGCAGAUUCUACGAAUACGGAGGACCAGCAGCAGAAGACCAAGCCCAGCCACAUAGACUCAUUCAGUGGAAACCAGCCGACCUUGAAAGAAGGAGAAGGUGCUACGGAAUCCCAUGCGAAAAAGAGCGAAAACGUCCAAGAGAAACCCGAGCCCGAAGAAGGGACGAAACCAUCCUCACCACAGACAACACGCAAGCGUCCGCGCAGAGAAGACACAAUCCCCUACGCCCACGCCAACACGAUAACACACAUCCACGCCAACGCGCAGCCGAACCUCAGCUUUCUGCGGUACUACGGCUUCGACAUGAUCAACCCGUUCCACACGCCUUCUCACCCAUUAGCUUCGCACCUAACAGCGCUGUCUUGGCUCCAGCUCCUCGAGCCCUCUCUCGACGCAGUCUACAGUUCCCCCGAGCCUAGCGCAACGCCAGAGGAGAUUUACAGCUGGAAGACGAAUCGACGAAGCACAUUCCACCGGAAACGUAAGCGAUGGCUACGAACGCGCCAUAUCAUCGAUUCGACUCGUAAGGGAGGGUUCACAGGGCUUGUGGUAGCCAGCACCAUGGACCCCAUCAGCAUAAUGCGAGCCUGCGUGCCAUUACUCGCCGGCGGUGCUCUAAUCGCCAUCUAUUCACCCACGAUCGAACCCUUAACCGAGUUGGCAGACUGCUACUCCCUUGGCCGACGCGCAGCAUGGGCCUCAAACCCACCCCCCUCCCUCCUCUCCAAACCCACGUCCGAACAAGAGAAUUUCCCCGGCAACGAAGACUUCCCCUUAAAUCCCUCUCUUAUCCUCGGGGCCUCUAUCCAAACAAGUCGAGUACGGAAAUGGCAAGUUCUACCCGGAAGGACGCAUCCCGUCAUGACGAGUCGGGGCGGUGCAGAGGGCUAUGUGUUUACGGCGACGAGGGUUGUGCCUGCGGAGGGCAAGGUUGAGGCUAGAGGGAAUAUUAGGAGCAGGAAGAGUAGGAAGGUUGAAUCUGAAGGGCAGGAUAAGGGUGAGAGUGAGGGGGCAGAGUGAGGGCCAGAGCCGAAAUAUACGUACAUACCCAGGGGGGAGUGAAAGUGAGUCACUAUGUACGUACCUACCUAUUACUAGCUGUAUAAAGAGGACUAUAUAUAUAUACCCUUAUAUCAUAUUCAUAUAGUUACAUGACAGAAGAAAAAAAA